Messenger RNA from Serendipita indica DSM 11827, 2760 nucleotides. The record is from the annotation of a GenBank genome assembly. NCBI's taxonomy places the organism in Eukaryota, Fungi, Basidiomycota, Agaricomycetes, Sebacinales, Serendipitaceae.
AUGAACCGCACCGCAACUGGAGACAGUAGUCCUGCCAAAAGACGAAGCCAACAGCCAACAACAUCAACAUCACGUGGGUACGACCAAUCAAGCCAACAACAUUACCAAGUAUCAUCUAUAACGCAGCACACCGUGGAGAAGCCAAAGAGCAAGAGCAACCUCACCGGUGACAACCUCAGAGACACCUCAGUCAACGUCGCCUCUGCCUUUUCACAAGCCGUACAAGAUUUCGCAAUGUCCAACGGCGCUGUCACAACAAAUGGUUAUCCGCGCACAAACGGUGUCGCCGAGCGUGGUCUCGGUGCACCUCCUCCAAGCCGGGCACGCAAACCCGUCUCCCGCGGUAGCAACCGCGUCCUUGCCGUUCAAGAAGAAUCUGAUGACGACUUUGAGGUGAAUCGACUGAGAGGCAAGAGCCCUCUCGUCGAAGCAGCCUCGAAUUUCGUUCGUGCGCUCUCCCCAGGAGGCUCGCUUUACCUCCGCCAGAGGGCGGGGGGUGCUGGUGACGCCGAUCCUUCGGGAUACCAAUCUCUUACCGGCGCAUUUACGGGUAUCAAGCCUCAGUCGUCCCAGGGGAGCUCCCGACUUGUCCCUACCCAAAGCCAAACCUCUCAUGGAAAUGUUUCCUCGGACUACAACUACUCGCGUGAAGAGUCUAUGGUCAACCGGAUGGAGCCCCCGCCACCGGGCAAGCCCAUGAGUUCCGCCUCUGCCUCUGCCGCGGCGAAGAAGAAACUCGGGCCACGACACUCGAGCACUAUUGCACUGGAUAAGCAGGCAUACAAGCCUCCGAUUGACGAAGAAGAGGAUGACGAGGAUGAUUGGUCGGAAGACGAAAAAGGGCAACGUCGCAAACGAUCAAAGCAUGGUCCCGCUCAGAAAAAGUUGGAUCAUCUUCCCACUGUCGGUGCGCAGGCCAAGCAUCGUAGGGUGAGGAAGAGAAAAGGAAAGGAUGGUGAAGAAGAAUCGGAAUCAGAGACUGUUCCGAGGGACUCUGCCGUUCGCUCCUUACGAGGUUCAAUGCCUCCUCCAGAACCUUAUGACGACCAAAUGGAGCAGAGCAACGAGCAUUUCGCAGACGAGUAUACAAUUUCAGACGCCCAGGCGCAUCCCAGCCAAUCCGCAUUUUCAAUCGGUGGUCUCUUGGGGAAAAUGGUCAAUAUGGCUUUUCAUCUCUUCGGAGCCACCGUCGCACUCAGUGUCAACACUCUCACGAGUGCUUCCAUCCUCCUCUUGCGCAUCAUUGCUUCUGUCUUUGACAUUUGCCUCAUCCAGCCUGCGAGCUUUGUAAUGGAUCGUGCCCAAAAGAUAUUUGGGUCUAUCGACUGGUCGUCCAUUGGCAAAGGAGUGCUAGGCUUAGUCAUUGCCUGGCUCUUUUUCAAUUCUCUCCUGGGCCCCAAUGCCAAUACCUCGACUGGCCGUGCUUGGAUUCCUGGUUGGGGUCAGCCAUCUCCCUUACCCUCAUCUAUCCCAACCGGUGACGCACCGGCUGCUCUCUUGGAAAUCGCUCGUCGGUUGCAAGAUAUGGAGAACAAGGUGAUCGAUAUGCAAUACGCGCAGCGUCGUGCAUUUGAUCGGCUGGAUUCUCAGGCUCGCAUCACUGACGAGUCGGCGAGCAAGCUUGAUUCGCUCGGUAGUGCCAUCUCCAAGCAAAACCUGGCGAGAAUCGAAUCCGAGGAGAAACUGCGCUCAUCUAGUGCUGCUGCUAUUACCUCCCUUCGCACAGAACUCUCGGGUCUUAUGAACCAAUUGGGUCAUAUUGAUACCAGUGGAGCAGACGAAAAGCUUCAGUUCUUUGAGAAGCGAUUGGCUGUCGCAGAGGCCAACGUCAAGGAUGCCGUCGAGGUCAGCAAGCAGGCCUUGAAUACGGCCAACACCAAGGCUGUGUCGACUGGUGGUACUCGCAGCGGUGGCAGCAUCUGGGAGCUCUUUGGAACAGGUGAAGGCAAGUCGAGCUUGACAAUCAAGUCAACGGACGGACGCGAUGUCACCAACCUCAUCAGUGCACUCGUCGACAACGCAGUCAAUAUGCGGUCCAAGGAUGACAUUGCGAAGCCAGACUAUGCAAGCUACUUUGCAGGUGGCCGAGUCAUUCCCCAGCUUACAAGCCAGACUUUCCGCAUUCCCGCCAAGUCGUACUGGGGCAGCUGGGGAUUCGGCAUGUUUGGUCAACAAACCGUCGAGGGUAGGCCACCAGUCACGGCCAUUCACCCUGAUAUCCACGUUGGCAACUGCUGGCCCUUCAAGGGCCAACAGGGUCAACUUGGCGUUGUCCUUGCGCGCUCCAUCAUUGUCACUGAUAUCACUAUUGACCAUGCUCCGAAAGAGGUGGCCUUCGACGUCCGAUCCGCUCCCAAAAACAUGGAGGUAUGGGGCCUCGUCGAAGGUGCCGAGAAUAUCAAAAAGGUCACAGAGUACCAUCGCCGACGUGAACAACGAUACCGUGAUCUCGUUGCGGCGGCCAACCGCGAAGGUCGAAAACCCCCACCGCCAGAGGAUCCAUAUCCGGCCAAUUUGCCACCAGACGGCAAUUAUAUUCGCCUUGCUCAGUUUAAGUACGACGUAAAUGCCCCAUCGCACAUCCAGACGUUCUCGGUCCCUCAGGACAUACAAGACUUGGGGGUCGAUGUCGGCAUCGUCGUGCUCAUGGUCAGGAGCAACUGGGGAGAAAAGAACUGGACAUGUUUGUACAGGUUCCGCGUGUCGGGACACGACUUGGACCGACGGCCAUACCCGCUCGAAGAAAUUGAUGGCGAGUAG